Molecule: messenger RNA, 292 nt
Organism: Paramecium octaurelia
Lineage: Eukaryota; Ciliophora; Oligohymenophorea; Peniculida; Parameciidae
Source: the annotation of a GenBank genome assembly
AUGUGGAUAUUGAGCCUAUGGAUUAAAAAUCAAAAACCCAUCCUGUUUAAGAUGAAAGAUAAGCAUUUUUCAAUUUUAUUAAAUCAAUAAUUGGGAUUGGAGCAAUUACAUUUCCUUUUGCAGCUAACAAAGUCGGAUGGUUAGGUUCAAUUUUAAUAACAAUACCAGUACUCUUUUGCACGAUAAAGUAUUUUUAUUUACAUUUAUGAUCUAACACAUUCUUAAUCGAAGUGGCAGAUUAUUACUCUAAUAGGAAAUUGCUUUUCGGAGAUAUAGUGGAAUUAACUUUGAA